Aspergillus wentii DTO 134E9 is the source of this 324-nucleotide messenger RNA. Its product is annotated as mitochondrial 54S ribosomal protein mL60. The transcript has 3 exons. NCBI's taxonomy places the organism in Eukaryota, Fungi, Ascomycota, Eurotiomycetes, Eurotiales, Aspergillaceae. The record is from RefSeq and is a predicted model, not a curated record. Gene Ontology annotation, molecular function: structural constituent of ribosome. The coding region runs from base 1 to 324 and encodes 107 amino acids. Gene Ontology annotation, cellular component: mitochondrial large ribosomal subunit.
AUGUUCAAGCCCUCGUCGCCUCUAUUCUCAGGUCUUCUCUGGAAGAUCCCAUGGCGCAUCUCGCAACCCCAGAAGGCAAGACAACGCAAGCGUCUUCGCUCCGUUGACCGGGUGAUCGACACAGUCAGUGCCGCUUUGCAGCGAAAUGGACAGAGCACACACUCCGUUGAGCGGUGGUUUACCGAGAUGCCUCGCGAGGAGGAAAUGUUGCCCAAGGACAAGUACACAAUUUUCGACAAGAAGGAGAAGAAGUAUCGCAAGGGAAUUCACAAACUUCCCAAGUGGACACGAGUCAGCCAGCGAGUGAACCCCCCGGGUUUCUAA